UCCUUUCACAGGUACGUUUACUGUUGAGUGGUUAUACAAUUACGCACAGCUCAAGAGUUUUAUAGUAAAUUAUUGCUUACAUCCAUGAUCCAUUUGGUUAUAUAAAUAGAACACACUAAGCUACUGAUAUGUCAAUAUUAAAUGUCUAUUACCCAUUUACAAGUAAAGAAAUUAUACAAAGAGCUUUUGAAGUAUGGCUGUAAUUUAAAACUUACUGACAAAAAUUAUUAUAAAAGUCGAAUCAAACAGGAAUUUUUGGACAAUAAACAGUUAGUUAAACCGGAAGAGAUUAAAUUUUUCUAUGAUAAAGGAAAAGAGUUAUUAAAAAGGAAGUCAAUAGUAUAAAUUGUGUCCGUUUUCAUUACUUCCAAUAUCCAUGUAUUCAUUAUUGUGUAAAGCUCUACCCUUUAACACUAAAAGUGUGAAGAAUGCUAGAGGCAUUAGU
This is a messenger RNA of Metopolophium dirhodum (rose-grain aphid), 445 nucleotides long. RefSeq lists its product as uncharacterized. The transcript is spliced from 3 exons. The record is from RefSeq and is a predicted model, not a curated record. NCBI's taxonomy places the organism in Eukaryota, Metazoa, Arthropoda, Insecta, Hemiptera, Aphididae. The coding region runs from base 142 to 345 and encodes 67 amino acids.